Ostrea edulis (European flat oyster) is the source of this 2541-nucleotide messenger RNA. RefSeq lists its product as uncharacterized. The transcript has 9 exons. Bases 393 to 1598 code for a protein of 401 amino acids. NCBI's taxonomy places the organism in Eukaryota, Metazoa, Mollusca, Bivalvia, Ostreida, Ostreidae. The record is from RefSeq and is a predicted model, not a curated record. Gene Ontology annotation, biological process: regulation of glutamate receptor signaling pathway.
GGAAUAUUAAGUUCACAUUUUUAGUAUUCUACGUCGGCAAUCGAAGGAUUUUAGCUUUGUAUAUUAAUUGUUCAAGUAAAUCACAGGCGAGAUCUUUUGUUCGCUUUCAUGGCAAAUUCCAUUCGAUUAGGAAUGCGAGCGACAAUACCAAUUCGAUCAUAGUCUUAAUAGCAAAAAUAUUACGGAGGGAUUCCGAACAGAGGACUGUGCAGACGGCACACACGAGACGUUGAAUUCAAUUACUACUGUGCGUAUGGUGGCUGUCGGAGUACAGACUAGGGUUAAAUGCUUUCAGUGAAGACUAAUUCCAGAGACUAAAAAGAUGGGCUUAACCAGAAAAGCACGGAAUUGAUUGCUUGAAGAGGAAAAUUUGCAGUAUAAACAAGACAAAUAUGUAUACAUUACGUGUCGCCGCUUACACAUUUCUUUUCGUUAAUGGUUUUUUAAACAUAUUGCCUUCGGACUGCAGCAGUGGUUAUUCCAGGAGUUGCCGACCGAAUAUUCCGCUUAGUGACGCACUCGUGAUGAAAGAUUUAAACAAAAAAUCUGUACAAACCUGUGACAUGAAAGCUCAAUUUGUGAAGAUAUCCAGAGUUCCAAAUAACAUAAACGACCAUGACUUCAUACACGCAGUUAUCAGUAAGCCUAGGGAUGUCAGGAAAUUGAAGAUAACUUUCAAUGGUACGAUUGAGGGCGUAAAUGUCCAUGGUUCACAAGCUAUUUUGCUGUCGUGUUUAGAAUAUCAGGACACGGUACUCAUUCGUUCAGCAGAAAACAGGUCAUGCUGUAUUCAUGUUGUACUGAAGUUGAAAUAUCUUGCUGGAGAUCUUGGAAGCAUGUGGAUAGACAAAGGUGGAGAAGUGAAAGGAGUGCAGAUAAGAUUACAUGGGAAUGGAACACACCGCUCCACAGUCAAAGUGAAGAGAAGUAAUGCGGACAUGUCGGCGAAAUUGAGAAGAAGGGAUUCAUCAAGCGACAUGACAGAUAUAUCUGAGUGUGGGAGAACAAGAAGUUGCUUUAGAUACCAUCCAACAGAUAGAGAAUGCGGUCAUAUGAGGUGUGCCUAUUUUCUGAGCUAUUCUCACAAACAUAUCUUGGAGACAGAAUAUGAAUUUGAUUUUGAGUUGAGUGGUAAAACUGAUGGUUGGCUGGCUGUUGGAUUUUCUUCAGAUAAACAAAUGAUGGGCGAUGCACUGGUUUGCAAGAAAAGCAACGUUGAACCAGACCCUACAGUACAAGCAUAUCAAAUCCCUAUGAGACAUGCUCAUCCGACUCCUAAAGAACGAUUCAAAUCAAAUCUUACAACAGCUACCAGACGGAACGGAUAUAUGUACUGCAGAUUUCGAGUCCAGAGUGGACAGGACGGCAUACUGGAAAUGACCAAUGACUGGUUUCAGUUAUAUGGACGUGGUCCAAUGGCAUAUGAUGGCGACCUGGGUAAACACGAAGAGAUUCCUCUAAUGUCGAACUCUAAGAUCACUCUAAUCAAAAGCGUCAACAAAAUGGAUGUUUACACCAGCGAAGGAGCGGCAUUGACGUCAACUCAUCUUUGUUUUCUAUGGACAAUCGUAUUUUCAAUAACAAAAUUAUUUUGUUAAAUCGCAUUUUCAAAUUACUGUAAAUUCCUAAAUAACCGCGAGGAAUUUAUGAUCGCGUAAUUUCGCGAUAAGCGUCACCCGUGAAUUAGAAUUACUCGCUUUUAUUUUUAUAUUGCUAAAAUACAUGUAAAGACUCUUGAUCAACAGAGCACUCGCGAAUUUGUGUUCUCGCGAUUUAACGUCUACGAAUCAUUUCGCGAUAUUAAGUACUCGCGUAAAGAUGUGGAAUCCACGGUAUACGAUUUCAAGGCGACAGUGCACAAUACUUAUCCUCUUCCAUUACGUUUUCGAUACUUUUGACAUCAAAUAUUUAGAACAGUCAGAUAGUUAAAAUUCAGUAUUGAUGUGUACACUGUUUGAUAUAAAAUGAUAUGAUAUAUGCUUUGACAUUUUUUACAUGUUUUUUAUUAAGUUUACUAUGGCGGUAUAUAUGAGGAUGUAUUACGCCUCCUUAAUUACUUUUAGGAAUCAUUAAUUUAAGAUGUAGUGUUGUAAAUAUGAUAUUUGUAUUGAACAUUUUGUAAAUUUCAUGUAUUACAUGAUCUCUGUCGUUACUUUUACUAUGUCAGUAUAUAUGAGGAUGUAUGGCGUCUUCCUAAUUACAUUUAUCAAUCAUCACCUUGUAGUAUUGUAAAUAUGAUAUAUCUAAUGAACAUUUUGUAAAUCUUAAAACAUUACAUGUAUUUUGAAAUAAGGAAUUUCCCCUUUUGCUAUGUCUGGGAGCUGUAUUGUUGUUGAAAUGUGGUUCAUCUUAACGAAAAGGAAUGCAGUAUUUUUAAAAUUAUUCGCUGAACAUCAAUUUUCGUUGUUUUCAAGGUUGAACAAAAUGUUGAUCACUAGUGAUUCUGAUCAUGGCUUUGUGUAUAAACUCUCUAGAAAAAGAAUCAUGGAAAUUAAUGGACAUGAAAACUAAUGACAACACAAUAACAGCUUUCUUUUGUGA